This is a messenger RNA of Porites evermanni, 1464 nucleotides long. NCBI's taxonomy places the organism in Eukaryota, Metazoa, Cnidaria, Anthozoa, Scleractinia, Poritidae. The record is from the annotation of a GenBank genome assembly.
AUGGCUGACAGCGAGGAGUAUCCUGGUCCAUAUUGUAUGAAGAACGGCAUAUCAACAGACUGGCUUAUUUCCAUGUUGAGUAAUUCCAAGGACGGACCUGAUCAGCCUAAUGUUCCUGAUUUCCAUGACCCAGUCAAGAUCUCCUUGCCAGUAUCAGAUGACCCUGAAAAUGAAACAUGCCCUGUGUGUCUUGGAGGAUGUGAAAACAAGUCUUACAUCAAAGACUGUAUGCAUUACUUUUGCUUUGCUUGUAUCCGUCAGUGGUCUCUGAUGGUAGAGACAUGUCCUGUUUGCAAAGUGAAAGUAACCUCUAUACUUCACUCUGCUUCAUCCCCAAUGGAGUAUCAGGAAUUAACUUUGUCAGGAAAUUCAGAAACUGGUAAACAUCUAUGUCAAGGUGUUAUUUUAGAGAUGCUUAAUUCAAUGGAGACAAAUAAUUUGACCUGGCAGAGUAUGAUGAUAUGGUUGAAGUAUUACUAUGGUGUAAAUUUUCAUGAGUUAUGUCCAUCAGUGCAGGCAAUAACAAGUCGUGUUAAAAAUUUACAGAAGAAAGUUCAAAAGCUAUCCAGAGACAGGAAAAAAACUGAUAUUGAGGUUAUGAAAUCUUUACCAUUUGACUUACCUGAGAGUCGGAAGAGUGAAAGCUUCCAAGAGGACUUGAAAAGGAAACAUACUGAAUCUGUCUUGAAAGUUAACUUUAAAGAAUCUUCUGUGUCACAUACCUUGUAUGCAUCAACGAUCUCAGCAUGCAACUCCUUAGCUAAUGAAUUGUGUGAAGUAAAAGAAAGCCUGACAACAGAGCAGGAAAAGAAAGAAAAAAUUAAGGCAAAGUGUGAGUCUCAGAAAAGUGUUUGUAGGAAUUUAACAAGACAACUAAAGCGCCGAUCAGUUGCACUUGACAGGCAAAAAGGAGAGAAGAAAACUUUAGAGAAGGAAGUGGCCAUAAAAAACAAAGAGAUAUCUAAAUUAAGGAAAGAACUGGAUUCAAAAGGUGAAAAGAUUGAAAAUUAUAAGACAAAAGUCAGUGAAAUCCGCAAAGAAAAGAAGAAUGUACAGGAACUGAACAGAUAUCACAGAAAACGAAACAGUGAUCUAAAAAAUGUUCACGCCAUUGGUGAUGAUGGGAACAGUGCUCUUUCAACUAAACUGAGAGAAUGCAAUGAUAUCAUAGUUGAGAAAGAUGAUGUACUAAACCAACUGUCAGAGAGAGUUGACGAAUUGGAAGCUAUGCAAACUUCACAGCCUGCUGUAGUGACAUUUGAGAAUGGAAGGUACACUGAUGAUGUACGGGUGACUUGCUUGGAUCUGUUGAGCAGAAAUGUUGGAAUUCAAAAUGUGGAGCCCAUCAUACGAAGUGUAAGUAGUAACAUUUUUAAAGCUGAACUAGGCAGACUCCCAGGCACAAGCAAGUUGGCAGAAAUGCUUGUAGAAGCUAGGACUGUCUCACACUUGCAGCUUGCUUAA